This is a messenger RNA of Effrenium voratum, 1370 nucleotides long. The record is from the annotation of a GenBank genome assembly. NCBI's taxonomy places the organism in Eukaryota, Dinophyceae, Suessiales, Symbiodiniaceae.
GGCCCCCGAAACGUGUUUUGGGGCCGGGUCAAGCCGCCUCCGAAACGCCCGGCCCGGCCAAAGGGGCGAACACGGAUUCAACAAAAGUUGAGAACAGAUCCGCGCGGAGUCCAUGGGGCGCCGCGGAGUUGCGCUGCUGGUGACGCUGGGGGCGCUGCCAGCGUUCCUGCUGCCCAGGCAGGAGAAGUCUUUGAGAAGCGGAAGACGUCCACUCGCAAGAGGAGCCAUCUCCGACUCCCCGCGCGGCGAGAGACUGCUGCGACGCGGGCUGCCCGAGGCGGCGCUGCUGGGCGGCGUGGCGCUGCUGGGGGCGCUGCGCCCCAAGAGCGCGCCCGGAAUUUCGCAAGAGCUGCAGCAGGCCAACCGCGAGGCCAAGAAGGAGGUGCAGAAGGCGCGACAAGGACCACGAGGACGGUUGCAGGAGGCGCUGAAGAAGCUGUCCUUGUUGGAAGCGCAGAUUGAAGCGGCCAAAGGUGACGAGGAGGAGUAUCCAGUGCCCGAGUACUUGGAGGCUGCAAGCAAGAGCGGCAAGAUCAUGCUGGCCAUCACCGGCUCCUCGGGCGUGGGAAAGUCCUCCCUCGUCAACGCCCUGCGGAAGCUCAGGGACACGGACUCAGAGGCAGCCGAGACCGGCAUUCAGGAGACCACGCUGGAGCCCAUGAUGUACAACUUCAAAGCCGAGGAGGGGCUCUUUAACCAGCGCUUCUACCGCCGGCUCCAGGAGGGGGAGAAGCUGCGGCGCAAGGACCGCGUGGUCUUGACCCUGCCGGACGGCGUGUCCUCCUGCGGGGAAGUGUUGGAGGUGAAGCACGCCAAGGGCCCGUCUCACGCGAAGCACGAGGCCACGAAGGUACGCCUGGAGGAUGACUCCGUGCUGGAGGUGGACACGGAGCACGUGGCGGGCAUCGCCUUGGACGUGGCGAUCUGGGACCUGCCCGGGGCUGGCACGCCCAACUGUCCCCAGGCCACCUACGUGAGGCGUAUGGGCAUCCGCUACUACGACGUGGUGCUGCUGGUCACCUCCUCGCGCUUCACCGAGGCCGAGCUGAUGCUGGUGGAGGAGCUGAAACGCGUCAAGGUACCAUUCUUCAUGGUCAGGAACAAGGUGGACGUGGACAUCCAGUCUGAGAUCCUGAAAGAGGAGGAGUCCUAUGACGAUGACCGGGACCUCACAAAGGAAGAGAAGCACAAGGUAACAGCGGAAACUUUGGGAUGCAUCAAGGACUACUUCAAGCUGGAGUACGGCCUUGACAAAGUCUACUGCGUGUCUUCCCGCCGGAAGCUGCACUCGAAGUGGGAUUUCCCGAGCCUGGAGCGCGAUAUCUUGGAGGCAAUCCGUAUGCAGCGUGGGUAGAGGUCCUGACGUGCGA